AAAAUUUACUUAUAUCAGUAGGUUAUAAAAAUAUGUUACACGAAAUUACUUGACGUACGAAGAGGAGUAUAAAAAGAAAAGGCUUUGGAUUGGAUGGCCAGAUGUUGCUAUCUUGUGCUGGGAGCACUGACGUCCUCCGCUGUGCCUGUUGCGUGUCAGGUCCAACUCCCGAAAGCCACAAGAAGUCCGCAAGGCGACAUCAUUUUAUUUUUUAUUUUAUUUUAUCUGUUUCGUGAUGGGCUGAUGGCGGGUCAAGGUUGAAGCCAUCAAGGCAACGUACGCCUAGGAGUGGAGACGACGAGAGUGGAGGAGGGCUGCUGAUGGGCGGAGGAGACGACCGGAGAGCGGCGGCGCUCCAGCGAUCCUCGUCGCCAUGGAGCGUGGGCGAGCGGUGGCGGGCGCACGCCGGGAUGGUCCUCGUCAUGCUCGCCUACAGCGGUUACCACGUCCUCGCCAAGUCCGUCCUCAACGUGGGCAUGAACCAGGUCGUCUUCUGCGUCUACCGCGACCUCCUCGCGCUCCUCGUCGUCGCCCCCGUCGCCUUCCUCCGCGAGAGAAGGGUUAGGCCUCCCGUGACGCCUCAGCUCCUCGCUUCCUUCGCUCUGCUUGGCUUCACUGGGCUGUAUGGGAACCCGCUCCUCUGCCUCGUCGGCCUCCGCUACACAAACGCCUCCUACGCCGCGGCUUUCCAGCCCUCCAUACCAGUGCUCACGUUUCUCUUGGCUGCCAUUGUCGGCUACAGUGUUGAAGCGAUCAGCGUCUUCACCAAGGACGGCAUCCUCAAAGUCACCGGCACGGCCGUGUGCGUCUCCGGCGCCAUUCUGAUGGCCCUGUACCGAGGCCCAUCCUUGAUCGCCCUUCUUAGAAGCAUGCCCACCGCAUGGACGAGCGCUCCCUACCACCCUGCUACCCCCGACUGGUUCACACCAGCCGUGCCCGUGCUCGAGCAGGGUGUAGAAGCAUGGCAGCUUGGCGUCCUGUGCCUCAUAGGAAACUGCCUCUUGGUGGCUGUCUAUCUAGUCGUGCAGGCUCCAGUGAUGAUAAAGUAUCCUGCGAGCUUAUCCGUGACAGCUUACUCCUAUUUUUUCGCCACAACCUUUAUGGUGCUAACUGGAGUAUGCGCGACUAGUGGCUUACACGAGUGGGCACUGACAAAAGCCGAGGUCAUAGCUGUUCUGUAUGCUGGAAUUGUCGCAUCCUGUCUGAGCUACUCGAUCAUGACAUGGGCGAACAAAGUUCUUGGACCUUCUCUGGUCGCCCUCUACAAUCCACUGCAACCAGCCUUUUCCACCGCCCUCUCAACUGUUUUCCUUGGCGACCCAGUUUACCUCGGAAGCGUUAUUGGGGGAGUCUCUAUAAUUGCUGGUCUCUAUCUGGUCAUCUGGGCUCGCUACAAUCAAGGGCAGCGGGCGCCUACGGAUGGUUGUUUGGACCCUCUUAUUAUUGUGGAUAAUCCAAGAAUCCACAAGACACAAGAAAGUCCCUUCGUGUAGAUCCUGAAAAAAAUGUGUGGAUUAUCCACACAUUUGUAUAGGUGGUCUUAAAAGACAGUAUACUUCUAUUUGUUAAACUUCACAUAUGCAUUCAAAUAAACAAGUGGUCAAAGAUUGUAGUGAACCUAGGCUCUAAUUAGAAUUGUAUGUUUUGUAGAACAUUUUUAUAGGCUAUUCACCUAUCUCUAGCCAUCUAGAUCCUAUCAGUCACCCUGUAAAAAUCCAUAUAGUCCUUCAAUCGUUGGAAACAGAUAAGGAUCCAUUUUGACAUAAGGAAGAUGCUGAGGAAACUUUGGUACGUGAAGUUCUCUAUCUCAA
Molecule: messenger RNA, 1811 nt
Organism: Zea mays
Lineage: Eukaryota; Viridiplantae; Streptophyta; Magnoliopsida; Poales; Poaceae
Product: WAT1-related protein
Exons: 7
Coding region: 321-1493 (390 amino acids)
Cellular component (GO): membrane
Molecular function (GO): transmembrane transporter activity
Source: RefSeq, a predicted model, not a curated record